AUGGGCGCUCAAAUAUCAAACGAGGUCACUGAAUAUGACCCAAAAUCAAUCGCUGAGCCACAAGAGACACCGUAUUUCUCGCCAUCGACCUAUUGCAGCCGCUUGGACAGUGUAAACUCGGUGUAUAUGGACAGUCCUUAUACGGGUCAAAAGACAAUUAGCGAAUACCCCAAGAACCCAUCGUUUGCGUAUGACGAACAGGAGGAGGAAGUUUACGAUGUCGCCGCCGAAGUGACAAAAGCAAAACGUCUAUUUCCUGUCGCACCUCCGCCUCCACCGCCUCCACCACAAAAUUAUUUUUCGGACUCGAUCUCUCACGUCGCCGAGGGACAUGAAGACGACUAUCCAUCUUCGGAUAUCACACAUGACAGUGGGUUGGUGCAACACUUGGGCUCAUGGACGGCAAGUCAUGUAGAACGAGGGCCUGUCAGCACAAUUGCAGACGGGAUGUGUUCUUCUAGACUGGCUUCAACAUCAUCUGACUACGUAGUGCAGCCGAAGAAGCCUUUAGGGCAUGUUUGGUUCUGUUGUAAUUGCGGGGACGGUCCUUACUCUGAAGACAUUUCGCUUAGUUGUGUAAUGUGUGAACACAAGAGAUGUGAGAUUUUGGAUAUGAACUAGAACAAGGAGCGUAGUAGAAUCCAUUAAUCUAGAAUCCUCG
Cucurbitaria berberidis CBS 394.84 is the source of this 661-nucleotide messenger RNA. RefSeq lists its product as uncharacterized. The record is from RefSeq and is a predicted model, not a curated record. The coding region runs from base 1 to 621 and encodes 206 amino acids. The transcript has a single exon. Lineage: Eukaryota; Fungi; Ascomycota; Dothideomycetes; Pleosporales; Cucurbitariaceae.